Molecule: messenger RNA, 2120 nt
Organism: Athalia rosae (coleseed sawfly)
Lineage: Eukaryota; Metazoa; Arthropoda; Insecta; Hymenoptera; Athaliidae
Gene: Ttc30
Product: tetratricopeptide repeat protein 30A
Exons: 8
Coding region: 190-2049 (619 amino acids)
Biological process (GO): intraciliary transport
Cellular component (GO): axonemal microtubule; intraciliary transport particle B
Molecular function (GO): protein binding; intraciliary transport particle B binding
Source: RefSeq, a predicted model, not a curated record
GGGUUGAACACGUAGUAAAGCAGGAUUUCAAAUGUCUCCUGCGGCAUAACAUUCCCAUGUUAGGUGUAAUCGUUGCUAUAGGAACGGACGGAUAAAACGAAUCCUGUCAUAACACGGACGCACCAUUUGACGUUUGGGACGGUAAAAGAACAGAAGUACGCAGAAACAAUACAGGUUUUGACAACUCUUAUGGUAACUCAUCCUGAGUCCAGACCUUGUCUAUCUUUACUGGCGCACUGCUACUUCUAUACACAAGACUUUAUGGCUGCAGCCAACUGCUAUGAGAAAUUGGAACAGAUAUGCCCAGAGGAAGAUGUUUACAAACUCUACUAUGCUCAAUCCCUUCACCAAGCUUGCAUGUAUCAAGAAGCUUGGAACAUCUGUUCGACCAUAGUUGACAACCCCCGAUUAGAGUCGAAUGUCACCAAGCUACAAGCGGCGAUAAAAUAUGGACAGGAAGAUAUAUCUGGUGCUAAAACAUAUGUGGAUCAAUGCCCAUCUGAUGACAUUGACACAGACAUUAAUUUGGGAUGCUUACUUUAUAAGGAAGAGCAGUAUGAGGAAGCUCUGAAAAAAUUCUCCAUGGCUUUACAGAUUGUUGGGUUCAAGCCACACUUGUCUUAUAAUGUUGCCCUGUGUUUUUUCAAGCUCAAGGAAUACGCUCCAUCCUUGAAACAUAUCGCUGACAUCAUCGAACAAGGAAUAAAAGAACAUCCUGAGUUGAGUGUUGGAAUGACCACAGAAGGUAUAGAAGUACGUAGCGUUGGGAACACUCUGACUCUACAUGAAACAGCAUUAACAGAAGCCUUCAAUUUGAAAGCAGCCAUUGAGUAUCAGCUACAAAAUUAUGAAGCAGCACGAGAAGCGCUAACAGAUAUGCCUCCGCGAUCAGAGGAAGAAUUGGAUGCUGUAACGUUGCAUAAUCAAGCAUUGAUAAAUAUGGAUUCAAGACCAAGUGAGGGUUUUGAAAAGCUGCAAUUUCUGCUACAGCAAAACCCUUUUCCACCAGAGACUUUUGCGAAUUUACUUCUACUAUACUGUAAAUAUCAGUACUAUGAUCUGGCUGCUGAUGUCUUAGCAGAGAACGUCCAUCUGACUUACAAAUAUUUAACGCCGUAUCUCUAUGACUUUUUGGAUGCGCUGAUAACUCAGCAAACAUCUCCAGAGGAGGCUUAUCGGAAAUUCGAUGACUUGGCAAACAAACAUACAGAGAUAUUGAGAAAAGCAACAAAGCAGGUGCAGGAAGCCAGAUUAAACCAUGACGACAAUGCAGUCAAGAGAGCUGUGAUGGAUUAUGAGGAAGCUCUAGAGCGUUAUGUCCCAGUUCUGAUGGCACAAGCAAAAAUAUAUUGGGAACUAGAGAACUACACUCAAGUAGAGAAAAUAUUUAGAAAAAGUGUAGAAUUCUGCAAUGAGCACGAUAUCUGGAAACUCAACGUAGCUCACACCUUGUUCAUGCAGGAAAAUAAGUUCAAGGAAGCGACUGGUUUCUACGAGCCUAUAGUAAAAAAAAAAUAUGAGAAUAUUUUAGACAUCAGUGCUAUUGUAUUGGCUAACUUAUGCGUAAGCUACAUAAUGGCCUCUCAGAAUGCAGAGGCCGAAGAACUAAUGAAAAAAAUUGAGAAAGAGGAAGAAACAGUUUCGUUCGAAGAUCAGGAUAAGAAAUUGUUUCAUUCGUGCAUAAUAAACUUGGUGAUUGGGACGCUUUACUGUUCCAAAAGAAACUAUGAGUUUGGUAUAUCAAGGGUGAUGAAGAGCCUUGAGCCUUAUAGCAAAAAGCUUGGAACCGAUACAUGGUUCUAUGCAAAAAGGUGCUUCCUGUCACUGCUUGAGCAGCUGGCAAAGCAGCUAGUCGUCCUGAAGGACUCUACGCUUCAGGAAUGCGUGCAGUUCCUUGAGCAUUGUGAAGUUCACGGGAGGGAUGUCCGAACGGUGAUAGAACAGCCCCUCGAUAUUCAAGAAAUUCCUAUUGUGCCUCAUGGCAAACAAACUGUUACCUACGAGGCGAGAUAUCUCAAAGCAUUGUUUCUGAAGUUACAAACAGGCUGAUUCCUCAUACGAAAGUUGUCAAAUGAUUGUAUGCACUACUAACUUGUCAAAAUAUCUUUGGUAAACAAAUA